Messenger RNA from Seriola aureovittata, 4883 nucleotides. It is a transcript of the gene fam13a, whose product is annotated as family with sequence similarity 13 member A. The transcript is spliced from 26 exons. Gene Ontology annotation, biological process: signal transduction. NCBI's taxonomy places the organism in Eukaryota, Metazoa, Chordata, Actinopteri, Carangiformes, Carangidae. Bases 299 to 3676 code for a protein of 1125 amino acids. The record is from RefSeq and is a predicted model, not a curated record.
AGAGAGGGGAAUAAAGAGGGAGGAAGAGAAAGAGACAAGCACUAAUCUGUGCUCAUGGGUCGGACAGUAUAUACUCUGCCGGUAGUGACAGCACUUCUUUACACUCUCUUCCAGCGUGGAUUAUCUGUGUUGUGUUUUUGGAUUAUUUGGAUGGAAUAUUUUAAGGUGAAAGGGAUUCCCACCACUGGGGAAAAUCCAAAAGUGUGUCCUGGCACAGAGUGAGGAGAAGAGGAGGAGGGAGGACAGCAGCAAAUUUUCCCCUCAUCUUUGCCUCCGCAGGCGUUUCUUCUGUGGGAGAAUGGGGGCAGGAGCUCUGACCAUCUGUCACAACAAGACAGCGGUGCAGGUUAAAGAAGACAUGAAGAAGAUUGUCCAGAUACCUUUACUGAGACCCAGGACAGUGGCUGCGAAGCACACCAAGCUGUUUGGAGUGUCCCUGUUGGAGUUGCGGGAGAAGGGCCUGGUGGAGGAUGGUGUGCCUCUGGUGGUGCGGAGGAUGGUGGAGCAUCUCCGCAAGCAUGCCCUGCAACAGGAGGGUCUGUUCAGAGUGAAUGGGAAUGUCCGGGCUGUGGAGACCUUGAAACAGCGGCUGGAGGGUGGCGAGGAGGUGGACCUUCUCUCUGAAUCUGAGACAUGUACGGUGGCCAGUUUGCUUAAACGGUAUCUGAGGGACCUACCAGAGGGUCUGGUAGGCUCAGCAGUCCAACAGGCACUGAUACAGCACUACCAAGAGUGUGGUGAAGAUGGCUCUUGGUUAGAUGUGAGAGAUCUGCUCCAGCAACUUCCAGAUGUCCACCACAGCCUCCUCCGCUACCUCUGCCACUUCCUCACCCUUGUGGAGUGCAACCACAAUGACAACCGCAUGACUGCCCUCAACCUCGCCACUGUGUUUGGACCCAGUGUCUUCCACGUGGCUCCUGGUUUUGAAGCAAUGAAGGACCAAAAUAUCUGCAACAAGAUCAUGGUCAAGCUCAUCCAGAACUACAGCAAUAUAUUUGAGACAGACAAAGAAAAAGAAGGAAGGACAGAGGAAAUAUCAACCCUUAUCAUUGUCAAGGAGGUGCAUGUGACAGAUACAGACACAAAGACGUCACCCAGCAACCUCAAUGCAAAGACACCGACACCAGUUCCCAGGAAGAAAGUGCGUGCUCGGCUUUUCAGUAGCACGCCUGCAUGUGUUGGACAAAACAACUUGACAGAAAAUGCAGCACAUCUGAACAAAUCCUCCACUGGCACUCCCAAGGCAAGACCACGGAAGAAGAAGGUGAGGAAAGGGAAGAGUGACGGCAUGCCUGAGGACGCCCCUCAGCCCAACCGCUCCUCUCGGUUACCCCAUGCACGGCCUCUCUCCAUACCAAUAGUUUUGCCCCUGACCACUGAGCUGAGGAGUCCCAGUCCAGAGGUGAUGGAAACGACUCCCAUACCUCUGGCUCGCCAAGACACCCCAGACACUGCCUCGCACCAGGGCCAUCUCGAUGUCAGCCCCCCUGGCAGCAUGGAGGCCCUCAGCAGUUCCCAAGAAGAAGAGCGGCCAAUAUCUCCUUUCUACAUGAGUAACCACCUCUCCCCUGUCCACUGCAGACCAGAUGUGGUGAAUAUUCUGGACAGGACGAUACGUUCAUCCGUGGAGCAGCACCUCUUUGAUAUGAACCCUUUAGGGGAUCAAAGUUCAGAGGACUGUGAGCUGACCCCGUGUCUGCUGUCUGCAAAGGUGACACCAACUGCGCGACAGAGACGUCGACACCACAGAGAGCAGCAGGAGGACGGUCUGAGGCACCGAGAAAGAAACAGAGCUGCAUCCGUCAGGGCAGACACCAACAAGGAGAACAUCCCGUUGAGCGGUGGAAGCAGUGGAAGCAGUGGAAGCAGCUCAGGCAGCGUGGGGGAGGACACAGGCAGCAGCAGUGUGGACUCACAGGGAGGCCAGAGUGGUCACACUGAAAAAACCCCCAAACCCAGGAAGUCAAAACACAGCCCUACACUGGUGCAGCUCACCGACAACCAGGACGCACACGCAGUGAAGGAAUGUGUUGCUGAGAGAUCUGGAGAAAACCACAUGGAUACAUUUCAGAAAGGGAAUGACAUUUCAAGAAAUCAUGGCCUUCCUUCUCCACCACAGACGUUGAGGAUGAAGAUCCAGGAGUCGCCCGUCACUUGUGACAUGGGGAGGGUCAGCAGUGGAGAGGUGCGAGGCUCAGACCCGGACUGUGAGAAGACAAGCUGCGAGGAUGUUCCCCGGCUGGACCUGACAGCACUGACCGAGGAUAACAACUGGGGAGAUUCUCCGUUUUUUAACACCCCUUUCCUUGAUUUCAAAAGCAUUUUCCAUCCAAGUUGUGAUGAGCCAGUCCCAGCAUACUCAUCUCUGCAGAGGGAGAGCAUGGACCGCGAGGAAGCUCGACUGUCCCCUCACGCCGGAGGACGACUGAUCCGCCAGUUGCUGGAGGAAGACAGCGACCCGAUGCUGUCCCCUCGUUUCUACGCCUACGGACAGUGCCAGCAGUACCUGGACGACACUGAAGUGCCUCCCUCACCGCCAAAUGCACACUCGUUUGUCAGUCGCAGGCGGAGUUCAUCUCUCGGCUCCUGUGACAAUGAGAAAGAGGAGUUGACAUCAGCUCAGCUCACGAAGAGGAUUCAUGUCCUGAAGAAAAAGAUCCACAGAUUUGAGGAGAAGUUUGAAGAGGAGCGGAAAUACAGGCCUUCCCACAGUGACAAAGCUGAAAACUCAGAGGUGAUGAGAUGGGUAAACGAACUGGCCAAGCUUCGUAAAGAUCUUAAAGAACACAAGCUCCUGAAGUCUGAAGAGGACCUGCCUCCUCUGACCCGUCAGCGCAGCAACACGCUGCCCAAAAGCUUCGGCUCUCAACUGGAGAAGAAACCUCAGCAGGAGAAAGUGCCCAAGCCGCCAGUGGAGAGCACCCUGGAGACCAUUUUAAAGAAGCUACAGGAGAAGAGGGAGGAGGUGAACCGCCCCGAGGACAUCAAGGAUAUGACACGGGAGCAGAUCGGAGCAGAGAAAGUAGCCCUGCAGAAAGCUCUCCUCUACUACGAGAGCAUACAUGGCCGACCAGUCACCAAAAGCGAGAGGCAAAUCAUGAAACCCCUGUAUGACAGAUAUCGCCUGGUCAAGCAGAUCCUGUGCAGAGCCUCCACCAUCCCUGUCAUUGGCUCUCCCUCCAGCAAGCGCCGAGGUCCCCUCCUUCAGCCAAUUAUCGAGGGCGAAACCGCGCUCUUCUUCGAUGAUAUCAAGGAGGAGGAGGACGGCUCUGAGGACGACGGAGACUCAAAGACUCAGUUCACUGUGACCGUCCGGCCCGACCUCAGCGUGCUCAGCUUCCUGGACCACAUGGACGAGGAAGUGGACGGUUUCAUUUCACCAGUGGAUGAACUCUCACCGUCUAAAAACACAACGGAUAUGAGGCUGUCUAACCUUCACUCUGCCACCAUACAGGAACUUCUGGAGCAGCUUCAAGAGACCAGAGAGGAGAAGAAGAGAAUCCGCAAAAACCUGAAAGAGUUUGAGGACCAGUUCUUUAGACAAAACGGAAGAAAUGUGCAGAAGGAGGACCGCUCCCCGUUGGCAGUGGAGUACAACGAAUACAAGCACAUUAAAGCCAAACUGCGGCUGCUGGAAGUUCUCAUCAGCAAAAGAGACUCAACUAAGUUCAUCUGAGGAAAAAAAAAAGACUCUAAAAGGACUGUUGCUUAGUUUCUGGAGAUACAGUCAAACACACCUCACCCCGAUUUCCCUUCUCGUUGCCAUCUGUGCUGCUCAUGUUUCUGACUCGGGGAACAGCCUGUUAGUCUACUCUGUUGAUCUCUGACGUCCACAGAGAGCCACCAACCCACGACUGAUUCAAAGCCACACAAAGUCACCUGCUUCACCUGAGGAGUUCAUCUCCAACCAAACCUCACCUUCACAAGAGGACGUUUCUCCAGACUUAAGCAGGACACACAAAUAACCUGAAUCACACUUGUAUUGUUAAUAAUUUAUUUCUAUUCUUUUGAACAUUUUUAUCAGAACAGAAAAGUUAUUUUUCUCACGCUUUAUUGUAGAAGUCUUAAAAAAAAAAAACCUUGUAAGUAAAAUAAUAGAUAUGGAAUUACUGCUAUUUUUAAAGAAGGAUUUUGCGAUCAAGAUUUCUGUGUAUUUUUGUAAGGGAGAUGUUACUAUUUGUAUAACUUCAAUCAGCUGAACAGUAUUUACUAAACCAAUAGCUUUCUCUGUUUCAGUUCUGACCAGCAUAUAAUGUCUGACAUAAUCUUAUGUUGCUUCUCUAGAAGUUAAAUCGAGUAUUUGCUCACUAAAACAAGUGGUUUCUAAUUUUAAUAAAACCCAAAGACAGAGACUCAGAGUACACACUAUGAACCAAAAUGGCUCAAAUGUUCAUUAUAUUCAACACAACAGCUUAUUUUUUGUGAUCACUGGUACUUACCUAAACAUUUGACUGUGUAUUUUAUGCAUUGACGUGCUUUUUUCCCCAUUUACUUCAUGUCAAAUAAGCUAUUUUUCGUCUUGAAAUCACUGGCAUGUUUGCGCUCUCACGUAUCAGAAUUGGUGAGGCCAUGUGUGAGACGACUGGAGGACAGAGAUGGUAGCUGAACACCCCAGUUUUCCCAGCGGUCUGUGUUUCCUUUCUCGUCUGCUCCAGAGCUUGUUUUGUUCUCUUGUAAAUAUGGAUCACUGUGUAUGUUUACAUUUCUGAGAGCGAGUAUUUUUUUCCUUUCUUUCUCCAAAAUGGAUGAUUAUCAGUGUGAAUUUCGUUUUUACUGAAUGUAAACACUGGCGAGGCUUAAUGAAUUUUGAGUGUGUACAUUUUAGUACAUAAAUUGUAUUUGUAUUUUGUAUAUAUCAUGAAUGAAAUCAUAUUUUUACUGAA